AUGGCUACGAUUUGGUUUCUAACACUUCUCUUUCUCACUUGUCUUCUUCUCACCUUCUUUAAACGGAAGAAGCAUCAACGUUUACCACCAUCUCCUCCUGGUUUUCCGAUCAUCGGAAACUUACACCAGCUCGGAGAAUUACCACAUCAGUCUCUAUGGACACUCUCAAAGAAGUAUGGUCCUGUGAUGCUUUUGAAGUUUGGAAGAGUUCCAACAGUUAUAGUUUCUUCCUCUGAAACCGCAAAACAAGCUCUGAAAAUCCAUGACCUUCAUUGUUGUAGCCGUCCAAGCUCAGCAGGGCCAAGAGAACUUUCUUACAACUAUUUGGACAUUGCUUUCUCACCUUUUGAUGAGUAUUGGAAAGAACUAAAGAAGAUGUGUGUGCAAGAACUCUUCAAUGUUAAACGAGUUCACUCGAUUCAACCUAUAAAGGACGAGGAAGUCAAGAAACUGAUCGAUUCAGUCGCGGAAUCAGCUUCUGAGAAAACACCGGUUAACUUGAGCGAGAAGUUUCUUUCUUUAACUGUAGGCGUGAUAUGCAAGGCAGCAUUUGGUGUGAGUUUCCACGGGACUGUGCUCAACAAUGAAAGAUUCGACAAGUUAAUCCUCGAGUCAUUCUUGUUUUUGGGGAGCUUCUCUGCCUCGGAUUUCUUUCCAAACUGCGGUUGGAUCUUAGACUGGCUCACGGGUUUACAAGGGCGAAGAGAGAGAAGCGUGAGGGAUCUCGAUGCGUUCUAUGAACAAAUGUUUGAUCUUCAUAAACAUGGAAACAAAGAAGGAGUUGAAGAUUUUGUGGACUUGCUAUUGAGGUUGGAGAAAGAAGAAGCUGUUCUUGGAUAUGGAAAGCUCACAAGAAACCAUAUCAAAGCAAUCUUAAUGAAUGUUCUUAUUGGGGCCAUAGGUACUUCUGCAAUAACAAUGACAUGGGCAAUGGCAGAACUUAUGAGAAACCCGCGAGCGAUGAAGAAAGUACAAUCCGAAAUCAGAAACCAAAUGGAGAACAGAGCAAUGAUCACUUUGGAUGACGUAGACGAGUUCCAUUACUUGAAAAUGGUGAUCAAAGAAACAUGGAGGCUACAUCCUCCAGCACCACUUCUUGUUCCAAGAGAAGUAAUGUCAGAAUUCGAGAUCAAUGGCUACAAAAUCCAACCCAAGACCAAGCUUUAUGUGAACGUAUGGGCCAUCGGGCGUGAUCCGGAUAGUUGGAAAGAUCCAGAGAUGUUUCUCCCUGAAAGGUUUAUUGAUAAUAACAUUGAUGCAAAAGGACAACACUUUGAGUUGCUACCGUUUGGGAGCGGCCGGAGAAUAUGUCCUGCAAUGUACAUGGGGACAACAAUGGUGGAGUUUGGUCUAGCGAAUAUGUUGUAUCAUUUUGAUUGGAAGUUACCAGAAGGCAUGGCGGUCGAAGAUAUCGAUAUGGAAGAAUCUCCUGGACUCAAUGUAAGCAAGAAAAAUGAGCUACUACUUGUUCCUGUGAAGUAUUUAGAUCAUUGA
Messenger RNA from Arabis nemorensis, 1494 nucleotides. The record is from the annotation of a GenBank genome assembly. NCBI's taxonomy places the organism in Eukaryota, Viridiplantae, Streptophyta, Magnoliopsida, Brassicales, Brassicaceae.